CUAUCUGGCAACCCUGUACACAGUAGACGCUAGCCUGCUCAGACUGCACUUGUUUAUCCGCCGCCUAACUGUCAACAUGUACUGAUUUUUCACCGCAUAUGGAUUCCACUUAGCACGUCUUCUCGCCUCGACUGCUGCUGCUGCUGCGAUAGGAACCGUCAGACCUCGCGCGUUCUCCUCAUGUGCAUCAUCUUCUUCAAGUUCGACCCCCGGCCUGCGUCCAAAAAUGCCUACAGGCUUAUUUUGGCGGCGAACAGGGACGAGUUCUACAACAGGCCGUCCAAGGCCGCCGACUUCUGGGGCAACGGCAAGGAAAUCCUCAGCGGUCUGGACAUGGAGGUGGGCAAGGAGGGCGGAUCCUGGCUCGGCGUCACCAAGCGCGGCAGACUGGCAGCGCUGACCAAUUACAUGGAAGGGAAGCAAAACCCGGACGCCCAGGGAAGAGGGUUCUUGGUGUCCAAUUUCCUGACCGAGGGCGUGGACAGCUUCUCCUACCUCCGCAAGGUGGCGUCCGACGGACACCUGUACAACGGCUUCAACCUCCUCACGGCCGACUUCAGAGCCAAUGAAGAGACGGUGUGUUACUAUGGAAACAGAGGCAGCCCCGACCCCAUCCAUCUGACGGCGGCAGGAAUCUACGGUCUGAGUAACUCUUUGCUGGAGACGCCCUGGAGGAAACUGCAGCGCGGUAAGCGUAACUUCACCAGCGUGGUGGAUAAGACGCUGCCCCCCGAAGGCCUGGUGCAGGAACUGCUGAGUGUCCUUAAUGACGAGGAGCUAAACACGCCGGACCCGCUGCAGGAGAGUCAGGGUGAAGGAUACACUGCAGCCGUGCUGCGAGCUCUGUCCGCCGUGUGUGUACGCUCUCCGGGUUACGGCACCAGGACCAACACCAUCAUCCUGAUCGACGGCGAGGAUAACGUCAGCUUCACCGAGCACACCAUGCUCGACGGUGACGUCAGCCAGUGGAGCACCAAGAGCUUCCACUUCAGACUGCAGGAGUGAGGGUCCGACCCUCCACGCCAGCCGUGCCUUCCUCCAAAACCUACGCUCUUCCCUCGGAAACGUCCUGCUAAAGCUAACGGGAGAUUUUUACUUGCACUUUUCCUAAACUGAGCCUCCGUGUUUAACAGGAGGGUCGGAAGGGAACGGGACAACGGGACAAGAGAAAUCGUAAUAGGGAAUUGGAAUCCAGAUUGGCGAAGGUGUCACAGUCGCCCCCCUGGUAAACGAAUCCAAUCCAAAUGUAACAUUGUGAGUUAUUUCAUUAGCGCCCCCUCGACUUUAACUCAGGAACUGCACGUCUGUGAUCUUCAGUUAGCACAAUAAAGUUUAUUCCCCCUUUCAAUAAAAAAACCUUUAUCUUG
Trichomycterus rosablanca is the source of this 1367-nucleotide messenger RNA. It is a transcript of the gene tango2, whose product is annotated as transport and golgi organization 2 homolog (Drosophila). Lineage: Eukaryota; Metazoa; Chordata; Actinopteri; Siluriformes; Trichomycteridae. Gene Ontology annotation, biological process: protein secretion; Golgi organization. The transcript is spliced from 9 exons. The record is from RefSeq and is a predicted model, not a curated record. Gene Ontology annotation, cellular component: Golgi apparatus. The coding region runs from base 181 to 1005 and encodes 274 amino acids.